AUGACCGCUGCUCGGAUGUGCGUCGAGUGCGAGGACACGGAGGCCGCCCUCGCGUGCUCGGACUGCGGCGACGUCUACUGCGACCUGUGCUACCAGGCGCAGCACCGCUCGGGCCACCGGCAGAAGCACCGGUCGACGCCCUUGGCGGUUGACGUCCCGGCGUCGUCGACACCGGCGCGCCCGACGCCGUCGCCGGUGAGCGAGACGAUUUCGCCACCUUUGGCGAGCGUCGUGGUCGUGACCGAUGACCCGAUGAGCGAAACGAGCGAGGCGCCGCCGGUCGCGCGUGGUGUCGCGACCAAAGAGGCGCAGGUGCUGGCCGGUCGCGCCAAGUACAUUCCGAUGCGUCUCAGUGACGCGGAGCGCGUGCUCUUCAACCUCCUCGACGCGUCGCUCAACGUGUCCGAGUACACGGACAAGGUCGACAUCCUCUCGUACCGGUCGCCUGUGAAGCGCAUUCUCACGGAGCUCACGGACCUCUUCAACAUCAUGUCGGGCAUGAUGGUCGCGAGCGACUUCCGCAACGGCAAGAAGAAGGUGCUGGACCGCGCCUACAUGGACAACGCCGACUUCUUCAAGGCCGUCUUUGAGAUUGGGCGUCGCUACAAGAUCAUGAACCCCGAGCGCAUGCGCAACAACUAUGGCAAGAUGAUUUACCUCUUGCAAGAUGCGAGCAUGCAGGAGGUCGAAGGGUACUUUGAGUUUUCGUGCAUUGAAGACACGCACACGGUGCACUCGUUCCUCGAGGCGCGCAACGGGCUCGAUUUGCUCCUCGACGCCGACGUCCCGGUUGCGACCCGGUCGAUCUCGGACACGAGCGCCCACGCGGCCGUCCAGCGCCAAGAAAAAGCCGCGGCGAUCGCGUCGCUCUGUGCCCAUUAUGCGACCAAGGACUUGACGGCCGACGACAUUAAGCUCUGCCUCGCGUCGAUCGACGACAACAACAGCUACCUCGCGCUCAACUGCGACCCGAUCUCCAAGAUGCAAGCGUACCUGGAGCACUAUUUUUUGACGCCGUCGGGCGGCUUUGCCCUCGAUAUUCGCGCCGGCCGCAACGGCGCGCGGCUCACGCACAACCACAAGACGCAGUUUGCUACGCACACUCAAGUGUCGCGCAUUCUGAGCCCGAUCGUCCAAACUGUCGAGUACAUUGGCCGCAUGGAGCACGAUGCCAACACGGCCGUGUACAUUGCGAGCAUGGGCGGCGCCGAGGCGCUCCGGCAGACGAUCCUCUGCGACUUUUUCAAGCACGGCUUUGACGGCAGCGGCGCCGACAACUUCUUUGAUGCGGGCUCGUGCAUUGACGGCCGCCUCACGAGUGCGUGGAACUGGUGCUCCAAGAUUGAGAAGAAGCCCUUUUACCACAUCUUCCUCAUGGCCGGCUUUGUGGGCUUUGACGGCAGCUUUGAAAAGUAA
Messenger RNA from Saprolegnia parasitica CBS 223.65, 1416 nucleotides. RefSeq lists its product as hypothetical. The transcript is spliced from 4 exons. The coding region runs from base 1 to 1416 and encodes 471 amino acids. The record is from RefSeq and is a predicted model, not a curated record. Gene Ontology annotation, molecular function: zinc ion binding. Lineage: Eukaryota; Oomycota; Saprolegniomycetes; Saprolegniales; Saprolegniaceae.